Messenger RNA from Xiphophorus couchianus (Monterrey platyfish), 2707 nucleotides. It is a transcript of the gene micu1, whose product is annotated as mitochondrial calcium uptake 1. Bases 162 to 1397 code for a protein of 411 amino acids. Gene Ontology annotation, molecular function: calcium ion binding. The transcript is spliced from 13 exons. NCBI's taxonomy places the organism in Eukaryota, Metazoa, Chordata, Actinopteri, Cyprinodontiformes, Poeciliidae. The record is from RefSeq and is a predicted model, not a curated record. Gene Ontology annotation, cellular component: uniplex complex. Gene Ontology annotation, biological process: calcium import into the mitochondrion; mitochondrial calcium ion homeostasis.
UGGAGCACCGCUCGGCGGUGUUGCAGAGAUGUCCAUCCCCGCUGUCUGCUGCUGAACACGGAACUCAACUCGCUGCUGCAUCUCUGAAUUGGACGAGGUUUAAUCCUAAGGAGAAGACUUGAUCGUACCUGGACUGACGGGUGGUGUAGUCGCCUUCAAUCAUGUUCCGCUUGCGGGCUCUGUCCGCAGUCUCAGUGGGACUGACCCAGCUGUCCCGCCGCUAUCACAGCGGGGCGGCCAGCACAUCUGGCCGGAGGAGGCUGAUGCUGGCCGCUCUGGCUGGUGUAACUGGUGCGUCUGCGAGUGCUGGACUUCUCUGGAACAGAGCAUAUGCUGAUGCAGGACCUUCUGUUCAACACUCUGAGCGAGUGGCUGGAGAGGAAGCCGAUUUCGUGAGGGACGCAGACUCUGAGAAAUCGGUGGAGUCCAGCAGCGGAGACGAGGGAGCGCAAGACGAAGAGGGGAAGAAGAAGAAACCCCGCUCAGGAUUCCGUGACCGCAAGGUGAUGGAAUAUGAGAACAGAAUCAGGGCGUACUCGACUCCAGACAAGAUUUUCCGCUAUUUCGCCACUCUGAAGGUCAUCAACGAGCAAGGGGAUGCUGAGGUCUACAUGACCCCACAGGACUUCAUCCGCUCCAUUACACCCAAUGAGAAGCAGCCUGAGAAUCUCGGCCUGGAUCAGUUCAUUGUAAAACGCUAUGAUGGGAAGGACUUCUGGCAGACGGAGAAAAUUGCCCAGGAGAGAGAGAAGUUUGCAGAUGAGGACAGCAUAUUUUACACAUUAGGAGAAUGUGGUCUUAUCUCCUUUUCUGACUACAUUUUCCUCACUACAGUGCUGUCCACUCCCCAGAGGAACUUUGAGAUUGCUUUCAAGAUGUUUGACCUGAAUGGCGAUGGAGAAGUGGACCUAGAGGAGUUUGAACAGGUCCAGAGCAUCAUUCGAUCCCAGACCAGCAUGGGCAUGCGGCACCGUGACCGCUCCACCACAGGAAACACUCUGAAGACGGCCGGCUGCAGCUCUGCUCUCACCACUUAUUUCUUUGGAGAGGACCUGAAGGGAAAACUCACUAUUGGCAGCUUUCUGGAGUUUCAGAGGAAACUGCAACACGAUGUGCUCAAACUAGAGUUUGAGAGGAACGACCCGGUGGACGGCAGGAUCACGGAGAGGCAGUUUGGAGGGAUGCUGCUGGCGUACAGCGGCGUCCAGUCACGGAAACUUAAGCAGAUGCAGAAGGGCUUGAAGAAGAUGUUUAAGGAUGCACAGGGAAUCACUUUUGAGGAGGUGGAGAAUUUCUUUACCUUUCUAAAGAACGUGAACGAUGUGGACACAGCACUUAGUUUCUACCACAUGGCUGGAGCUUCAAUAGAUAAAGACUGCAGCUGUGAGCACAUUUAAAUCCAGGACCUGCUUCUGCACACAUGACAGACAAUUUCCUGCAGUACAGGUUACUGAUUCCCACCGACACAUGGCGGCAUCCUCAUGGGUCGUUGCACGGUGGAGGGGGGCAGUCCUGAGGCAUAAAUACGUGGUUUCCCUCAGAAAAUACCAGGAGUACUCCUGCUAAGGAUGUUUAAAAAUUUAAAAUAAAUGCAUCUCUUGUUGCAUUUAUUAAUCUCAUGCUUAAAAAAUAGGUAUAUAUAUACUUUAAUCUGAGCACAUUUAUUUAGUGGAGGCUGUACAUCACUUUACCACAAUCUGUAUAAAAUAGAUGAAACUGAAGCAUUUUUAAAUAGUAUUCUUUGAUCACAAAUUCAAUAUUUCUAGAAAGUUUCAUCAACUUCAAAAACAAUGACUUCUUGUUUAUCUACGGUCUAAACAUGACCCGACACAGAUGCCCCAAUUUUUUCAAAACUUGGAAAAAAGACACAAUUUCAUAUGACGGCAUGGCAGCAGAGCAGAAAGAGAAGAAGGAAGUUCAAACCUCAUUUUUUCCAUCAAUCAAAUGGGAAAAGUUCAAAUCCACGACUCAGUUUUUAUAUCCGGCUUUCUAACCGUAUGAUCAAAGAUUUAAAGAGGAGCGGCAAAAGGAAGUGAGGUGCAUUAGCAGUACUUGCUAACAACUGAUGGUUUCAUCCAGGACAUGGAACUGUAGAAUAUCUUCUCUGCUGCAUUGAAAUUGAGAUGUUAGGUUGUCAGCAACAGUCCGCAGACAGAGGCUUCUUCAGAUUUGUUGCAAGACUGACUGCUAGGGGAGGUCCUUCCUGCCCACAGCAUCACCUUCCACGGCGACUCUGAAGAUACUUGGAUGAUACGAGUUACAACAUUUAAUUUCUCUUUGGGAUAAAUAAAGUAUUUUUUAAUUGAAGCCUUUAUUUUGCAGCAACAGAAUUAAGAGAAGAAGCCAUGACAAAGCAGCUUUUAAAUGACUAGCAGUACAGGAAAGGCAGAGGAGGAGACUGCUCUUGUUACACCCACUUCAGGUUUUUAGAUAUCUCACUAUUAAUCAUACACAUUCCUCUUGGGUUCACUACUCACUUUGCUUUAACUGGAAACCUUUUUAAAAUGCACUGCAUCAUGAACCUCAAUGAAAAAAACUAAAAACCUGUGACCUCUGCCAGAAAACCAGGAAUAGGUCAUCAGUUGCUCUUUCCACUGGAUAAUGAUCCAAAACAUAUGUCCAUAUUUACAUAGGUGGUUCACCGGACACAAAGCUAACCUUUCUCAGUCCUCAGAUAUAAAUCCUGUUAAACUCAUGGCAAGCUGAA